CCUGUACAACCUCCCCACCCCUCCAUCUCAAUCCAAAAACUCCAAAAUGUCCGUAUUCGGCGGCUACAAAAAGACAAUCUCAGAAGGCGACCUCGUCCUUGCCUGGAUCACCCGCGACAACAUCCAACCCAUCAUCGUAACCCCCGGUAAAAUCUUCAACAACCGUUUCGGUUCCUACCACCACGAAGACAUGCUCAACCUCCGCUACGGGUCCCAAAUGCUGUCUAAGACCGGACACGGGUUCAUCCAUCUCUUGCACCCGACACCCGAGUUGUGGACGUUGAGUUUACCCCACCGGACGCAGAUUCUGUAUACGCCUGAUAUCGCGUUCGUGACGAGUAUGCUCGCGUUGAAGCCUGGGAGUAAGAUGAUUGAGUCUGGGACUGGGAGUGGGUCGUUUACGCAUGCGCUCGUACGGACGGUUGGAGGGACAGGAAAAGUCUGGACGUACGAAUACCACGAACGACGAUUCGAAGCCGCAAAAGAGGAAUUCAUCGAGCAUGGGAUGUUGGGCGAUGGGUUACCACUCACGAUCACCCACCGCGACGUCUGUAAAGAAGGAUUCGAUAUCGAGGGCGAGACAUUGGACGCACAUGCCGCAUUCCUCGACCUUCCGGCACCAUGGGAAGCGAUUCCUCAUUUGAGCCGCGUGAUUUCGAAGAAGCGUCAAAUCCGUCUUUGCUGUUUUUCCCCCUGUAUCGAACAAGUCCAACGAACCCUGGCCGCUCUCCGCGCAAACGGUUGGUCAGACCUUCAAAUGUUCGAAAUCGUCCACCGAAACUGGGAAGCACGACAAACCCUCAUCACCCCCCUCUCGUCCGCAAUCGAUCGUUUGAGGGAGGUACGGGAUAAGCGGAGACUCCCGCCUGGUGAGGCGAGGAAGGAUCUGCCGAAGAAGAGGGUGAAGGAGGGGGAGGAGGGGUAUGAUUGGCGGGCGGUGAGUGUUGGCGAGAAGGAGGUUAAAGGGCAUACGAGUUAUUUGACUUUUGCGGUUAUGGCGCCAGGGGAGCAUGAGGAGGUUGGUGGGGAGGGUGAGGACGUCGAGGAGCAUGCGGGGGAUAUUGCAGCGGCUGCUGCGAAGGCUGCGGAUGAGGCUGUGUGAGUUUAGUAGACUU
Messenger RNA from Saitoella complicata NRRL Y-17804, 1115 nucleotides. RefSeq names its product protein GCD14. Bases 47 to 1102 code for a protein of 351 amino acids. Lineage: Eukaryota; Fungi; Ascomycota; Saitoellomycetes; Saitoellales; Saitoellaceae. The transcript has a single exon. Gene Ontology annotation, cellular component: tRNA (m1A) methyltransferase complex; nucleus. The record is from RefSeq and is a predicted model, not a curated record. Gene Ontology annotation, biological process: tRNA methylation.